AUGUUAAAUUUCAACACUAGAUCGGUGGUCAAUAGAAAAUACACCGAUACCAAUGAAAUUUUAGAAAAUCUAUAUAAAAAAUCAAAUAAAUGGGUUAAUAAUAAUACAAAUUCAUCUAUAAACAUUGAAGAUAAUGAUAUUAAAUCAUUAGAUAAACUAUUAAAUAGUCUUUUAAAUAUAAUUAAAAAUAUAGACAUAAUAGAAGUAGAGAAAGAAUUCAAAUCAUUAAUUCAUUUUUUAAAUAAUAUAACUUCAAUUUCAUUAUUCUCACUUGUAAUUAAUAAUAGUAAUAAUUAUAAUGAUGAUGAUGAUGAUAAUGAUAUGAUUAAUAUUUUAAACUCUAUAUCAUAUUCAAUUAAAAAUAUUUUAGCUGUGUUAUUUGAUAAAACUAAAGAUUCAAUUGUUCAAAAAGAUAUUUUUAAAUUAAUAUUAAGAAAAUCACAGAUUGAAUCAAUAGAUGAUACAAAUAAAACAUUACCACUAAAUCAAACACAGAAAAGUACAUAUGAAAUAUUAAACUCAUUUGGUAUUAAUUACAUUGAUCUUCAAAAUGAAAUAUCAAGUAUUUUAAUAAACUCAAAUGAAAGUAUAACAGAGAUAUAUAAUAAUAAUCUAAUCAAAUCCACAUUACCAAAUUAUAUGAAAAUUAAUAAUAAUAAUAAUAAUAAUAAUAAUAAUAAUAAUAAUAAUAAUAAUAAUAAUAAUAAUAAUAAUAAUAAUAAUUUAUUAAAUGAUUUAAUUAAAAUAAAUUUACAAAAACCAACGAUUUACAUCAAUGAUAAUCAUAAAAACUUUACAAUAAAUGAUAAUAUAUUAUAUUAUUCCAGUAAUGACAAAAACAAAAGUAAUAUCACAACAAGUAAUGAUUAUACUUUAAAUUUUAAGCAAACUCUUUCUCUUUUAUAUUCAAUCAUAAAUCAAACUAUAUUAGAAAUAUUGAAUGAUAAUCAUAAUCAUAAUGGUAAUGGUAAUGAUAAUCAAGAUGAUGAAAUUUAUUUGAAAAAACUAAAAAACAAAUUAGUAGCAUCAAAUCUUUGUAAUAUUUGUAUUGAAAACCACUUUAUUUUUCAAUUUUUAUUAUCAACUUUAAAAAAAGCUUUUAUGAAAACCUUUAGUAAUAACCAAAACAAACUAAAUAGUUAUUUCAAACUUUCAAUUUUUUGUUUUACUCAAUCAUGUCUAGAUCAAAGUUUACCAAUAAAUAAAAAUAAUUGGUUUUUAAAUAACUAUCCAAUUUAUUUAAAACCAUUAGUAAUUUUAUAUAUUAUAAAUAACUAUAAUAUUAAUAAUAAUAAUAAUAAUAAUAAUGAUAAUAAUAAUAAUUAUACAACUAUCAAUCAUCAAAUAAUUGGUAAUGAAUUAUUGUUAUUAUUUUCAAGGUUAAAUCAUGAAAGAGAUCAAAUAGUAUUAAAAUUUUCAAAUAAUAAAAUAACUUCAAAAACAACAAAGAUAUUUGAAAAAGUUUUAUUUGAAAUGUGGUUCCUAUCAAUUCAAUUUCAAAGUUUUUAUAAAAAAGCAAUUCAAUUAUUAAAAUCAAUCAUUCAAAAUAAUAAUAAUAAUGAGCCAAUAGCAUUCCCACAAAUGAAUGAACUUUUAAAAUAUAUUAUCUUUUAUAAUGAACCUACCACAACCAAUUCUACUCUGGUAAAUUGUAAAUUGAAAAUAUUACUUUAUGAAUUAAUGGAAUCUUUAAAUAUUACAACAGCAACAACUGCAACAGCAACAGCAACAACUAUAGAAAGAAUGGAACUUUUAAAACAAAAGAAAUAUAGAUUUCAAGAAAUUAAUUAUCUUAAAUUAUUUUAUGAUCUUACAAAAACAAUUUAA
Messenger RNA from Dictyostelium discoideum AX4, 1827 nucleotides. RefSeq lists its product as hypothetical. Lineage: Eukaryota; Evosea; Eumycetozoa; Dictyosteliales; Dictyosteliaceae. The coding region runs from base 1 to 1827 and encodes 608 amino acids. The transcript is spliced from 3 exons. The record is from RefSeq and is a predicted model, not a curated record.